Molecule: messenger RNA, 1107 nt
Organism: Aspergillus aculeatinus CBS 121060
Lineage: Eukaryota; Fungi; Ascomycota; Eurotiomycetes; Eurotiales; Aspergillaceae
Product: NmrA-like family protein
Exons: 3
Coding region: 119-1051 (310 amino acids)
Source: RefSeq, a predicted model, not a curated record
GCCAUGGUUGCAAAACCUAUAAGAGGGCCGACUGUUUCUCAACUUACGAUGAUAACCGUCUUCUAUCUACUUACUAUCCACUACUCAACAUCUUUAAAGCCCGUCCCUCAACUUCAAAAUGGCCAUUACCGUUGGUGUUGCUGGUAUCACCGGAAAGUUCGCUCGCCGGGUGGUCAGCCACCUGCUGCAGCACUCCGACAUCACCAUCCGCGGCUAUUGCCGUGACCCCAGCAAGGUCCCCGCGUCCAUCUCCUCAUCCGAAAAGGUUGCCCUUCUAAAAGGGGAUGCCUUUGACAGAGAGGCGAUCCGAUCUUUUGUGGCGGGCUGCGACGUGAUCGUGUGCUGCUACCUGGGCGACGACAAGCUCAUGGUGGAGGGCCAGAAGGCUCUGAUCGACGCGUGCGAGGAGGUCGGGGUGCCUCGCUACGUCGCCAGUGACUGGGCUCUGGAUUAUACCAAGCUCAAGCUGGGCGAGCUCUUCCCGAAGGACCCGAUGAUUCACGUCAAAGCCUACCUGGACACGAAGGAGAAGGUCAAGGGGGUGCACAUCCUGAUCGGCGGGUUCAUCGAGCCGGUGCUCAGCCCCUUUUUCAACAUCCUCGACCCCCAGACCCACACAUUCCGCUACUGGGGUGAGGGCGACGAGUACAUGGAGGGGACGACUUACGACAACGCGGCGGAGUUUACUGUCGCGGUGAUCCGGGAUGCGGAGGCUACGGGCGUUGUUCGCUUCCUCGGUGGUCGUGCCACCAUCCGUGAAAUUGCACAAUCCUAUGAAAACGUCUACGGCGUCAAGGCCAACCUUGAACGACUGGGCUCCCUGGACGAGUUGUACAAGACCAUGCACCAGAAGCGGGCGGAGAAUCCUGCUAAUAUCUACGGCUACAUGUCGCUCUUCUUCUAUUACUACUGGGUGAAUGGACAGACUUUUGUUGGUCCUGAGACGGAUAAUGCCAAGUACCCCAAUGUCGAGCCGGUUGACUGGGAGAGAUUUAUGAAGCAGUGGCCGUUGCAACAGCUGCCUACUGCCUACUUCGCUUUGAAUGCUUGAUUCUUUGCGUUGGUGGAGGGGUUAGUGAAGGGAGGCGUUUCUCUUUCGGCGUAUAA